AUGUAUAUCAAUGACCUAGUGUAUAAUAUUCUUUUUUUUAAUCUUAUUUAUUAUGUGGUUGAAGCUGCGGAUGUUAAGCCAAUAAGUGAUUCCUGCGUAAAUCGUGUCGCAGCUUGCGAAGCUACCAGUGGGACCCAUAGAGUUCUUUGCGGCACAGAUGGGCGUACUUACCCUUCCAAGUGCCAUCUUCUUAAAGCACAGUGUAAUGGUGAACCAGUCACUGUAGCUCACAAAGGGCCCUGCAGUGAUGGCCAGUCGUCUUGCCUAGCAGUUUUGCGGUAUGCAUUGAACGCACAAAGCGGCAGGAGGGCGGCGUUCGUACCCAAGUGUAGAACAGACGGCACAUAUGCAGCGGUUCAGUGCGCAGCUGCUGGCGCUGCGGCAGGGUGCUGGUGUGUCACACCAGACGGCAAACCCCUACCAGAUACAGCUGUUAGGAAUGGAAAGCCUGAUUGCACGAGACCUGGUAAAUCUCAAACGCGACGGCGUUCGUCGGUUCGAGGUCAACGUAAUAAAAGAAGUUGCACUCGGGCUGAUCGAGCUCAAUUUAAUGGGAAUCUCAUAAAGAUAUUUAGUGGGGAGUUCGGUCGCUCAGAGAGGGGUGGGGAGGGAUCGGACCCCCGUGAUGUUGCCGAUUGGAAAUUCAGGGAACUUGAUCGAGACAGAAGCGGCACUUUGCAGAAAUCAGAAUAUCGAGGCUUGAGGAGACUUAUCAAAAAGGUGGUGAAACCAAAGAGAUGUGCCCGUGCGUGGGCUCGUGGCUGUGACGGAGAUGGUGAUGGUGAGAUCGCGCGCGCGGAGUGGUCAGAUUGUCUUCUGGCCAUACCAGAACCACCCGCUCCGGACUUCUCUCUCCGUUUCUUCAUGUCGUUGAAUGCAGACGAUGACAGCGGGCCUGAAAAUGAGCCGGAUUAUGAGGAGGAACCACCACCCGAUACAAGUGCAGUGCUGCCAGGAAUAAUGCGAAAUUCAUUCGCACCAGAAGGUUCCGUGGCGAGGGAAGAUGAGGCGAACGACUGCUUAACUGACAGACAAGCUGUGCUAGACGAGCAGAAAGCGGGUAGUGCUGUACUGUACGUGCCCGAAUGCAUGGGCGACGGCAGAUACGCGAGGGCGCAGUGCUACCGUUCAACUGGCUACUGCUGGUGCGUGCAUCAAGACACAGGAAAGCCAAUACCAGGAUCAUCGGUCAAAGACAGUAAGCCCGAUUGCGAUUCUGCACCCCAACACGCCAGCCCAAUGAGAGGUUGUCCCGAACCAAUGAAGAGUAAUUUUUUGCGAGACCUAAUGAACUUUUUCAUUUCGAAAAUGACUACAUCUAUUAACGGAACUGGGCCCGGAGAAAUGGUGAAAUGGGGUGCAUCAAAAGAGGAGCAAGCAGCUACUUGGACAUAUGUUAUGUUAGAUAAGGACAAGAACAAAGCUCUCGAGAGAAGGGAAUGGAAGUCUUUCCAUCAGCUCAUUUCCUCAGUGGACCAGCUCAGAAGGUGCGGCCGAAAGCUGCCAAGAUAUUGUGAUGUGAACCACGAUGCCAAAAUCAGUAUUACAGAAUGGAUGGCCUGUUUAGAAGUCAUGCAGGCUUCGCAGGUGUCAACAACUGAAGUUCCAAAAGUACCAUCUAAUCCUCGAAGAAAAGGUCCAAACCCCUUGGAGUCAAUUUUAAAAGCAGACGACUGA
Messenger RNA from Pieris macdunnoughi, 1677 nucleotides. The record is from the annotation of a GenBank genome assembly. Lineage: Eukaryota; Metazoa; Arthropoda; Insecta; Lepidoptera; Pieridae.